Molecule: messenger RNA, 1005 nt
Organism: Drosophila biarmipes
Lineage: Eukaryota; Metazoa; Arthropoda; Insecta; Diptera; Drosophilidae
Gene: vilya
Product: RING finger protein vilya
Exons: 3
Coding region: 91-840 (249 amino acids)
Biological process (GO): reciprocal meiotic recombination; protein sumoylation; homologous chromosome pairing at meiosis
Cellular component (GO): synaptonemal complex
Molecular function (GO): SUMO transferase activity
Source: RefSeq, a predicted model, not a curated record
CGAUUAAAUGAUCCUGUGCCCACGCCAAAACAAAGCAAAGCGCAAUUAAUUAAUUUAAUUUGAAUUUUUAAAGCGACAGCGGAUUGUGGGAUGUCCAAGCCGCGGUCCGGUAAGCUCCAGACGCCCUCCGGCGGCGCUGGCUUUGACGAGGCGGACGCGGUCAAGCUGUGGAUCCACUGCAGCAGGUGCUACGAGCUGUUCGCCGAGAAGAGGUUCGGCUUCUUCCUGCUCGCGUGCCACCACGUUUUCUGUGAGAAGUGCAUCAAGGUGACGGCCGGGCGCACGCCCAGCGACGCCCCCAUCUACGAGUGCUCCACCUGCAAGGGCAGAGUGCGCGGCCGCCAGAUAACCAACAUGAUGCCGAAGCUCUUCAAGGACUACUUCCACCCGGAGCCCUACAACCUGACCAACGACACCGUGGAGAAGUUCCAGAAGCGCAACCACAUGCACUUCGACAGGUUCAAGAAAAGGAAGGAGUUGGAAGUGAACAAGUUGACCAAGGACACCGAGUUGGCCAGGGCCCUGUGCCAAAAGCGCCUGCAGGAGAUGCAGAUGCUGCGCGUGGAGCGCAAGAAGCUGUCGCAGCGGAUGAAGCACAUAAAACUGGUGAAUCAGAAGGCGGAAAUGCAAAGGAUUGCCCAGGCCCAGGUGAACCGCUCGCUGGAGACGACAAAGUCAUCAUCACCUGCACCGGAUUCCACUCGUGCACGCAUUCGAGGUAGUGAAGACUCCCAGGCCCCCAGGCGAAGAGCUUCAAAGGACUCGACUCGCAGUACUCAAUCUAAGCGAAGGCAUGUCACCGGCUUCAGGCAUCACCCAAAUCACUCCUUCAUUCUCUAAUCUAAUUUUCGAAUAAGAAACUCUACAAUAUCGUUGAGUAAAUAGCUUAAAACUCAUGUAAAUAGCUUGGAACUGCGAAAGUAAGAUGUUUUUGGACUCAAAAGUACUCUAACCUUUACAUUAUCAACUUGGUUAUCCGAAUAAAAGUUUACGUUAAACAUUAAA